Molecule: messenger RNA, 222 nt
Organism: Penicillium nucicola
Lineage: Eukaryota; Fungi; Ascomycota; Eurotiomycetes; Eurotiales; Aspergillaceae
Exons: 2
Coding region: 1-222 (73 amino acids)
Source: RefSeq, a predicted model, not a curated record
AUGACAACAACGUUGACGAAUUUGGUAUCAUCUGAUAUCAUUCUCGAUGUGACCGCUGGUGGUGAUGGUGACGGUGAUGAAUAUACAUUUGGGCGUCCAUCAGACUUACCAUCUAGUGUAACACUUAUUCAUAGCAUGAACGAUGCAGUUCUAUGGGCACAGCGCCAAGAGGGUACUACCGAGGAGAAUAUUCUUCAGAUAGAGGGCCUCAUAGAUGGAUAG